UUCAGCUUCAACGGGCAGCCACAUACAAUACAAAGCCUCAAGGCAAAUACGCCAAAAGCUUCAAAACAGGCACACACUCACACACACCAUGGCAAAGAAAGCUUCAAAAUCUCGAAAAUCUUCCUCAGCCUCUGCUUCUGCUGAAAACCCAACAACUGGGAAAAUCGCGUUGAAGAUAAAAUCAACGGGGAAGAAGAUGAAGAAAGUGAUGAAGCAGAGCAGACCCAAUUCGGGAAACAAGUCCAAGACUACGCCGAAGAAGAAGGCAGCGAAAAUCGAUGCCAAGAAACCCAAGAAACCCCCCACUGCUUUCUUCUACUUCUUGGAGGAUUUUCGUAAAGAAUUCCAAGAAAAGAAUCCAGAUGUCAAGUCAAUGCGUGAUAUUGGCAAAGCUUGUGGAGAGAAGUGGAAAACAAUGACAUAUGAGGAAAAGGUUCAAUACUAUGAUAUAGCCACAGAGAAACGAGCAGACUUUGAUAAAUCCAUCGCAGCAUAUAACAAAAAGAAGGAAAGCGGAGAGGAUCAAGAAAGUGAGGACUCAGCGUUUGAUGAGUAGGACCGUUAGGAUUAUUUGUUCUGGGAAGAAGUGUUUCUGUAGGAACAGCAGAAAUUUGGGAAAUCAGUUGUAUAUAACUUCAUGGUUCUUUGGAACUACACAACUGUAUAAUCUUUAUGUAAAUUACUGUUUGGAAAUUGCAUUCGAUUUGAUACAGAAGUACGUGAUUUUUGGUGGCUAA
Camellia sinensis is the source of this 737-nucleotide messenger RNA. Its product is annotated as HMG-box (high mobility group) DNA-binding family protein. The record is from RefSeq and is a predicted model, not a curated record. NCBI's taxonomy places the organism in Eukaryota, Viridiplantae, Streptophyta, Magnoliopsida, Ericales, Theaceae.